This is a messenger RNA of Juglans regia (Persian walnut), 525 nucleotides long. RefSeq names its product glycine-rich protein 5-like. The coding region runs from base 1 to 525 and encodes 174 amino acids. Lineage: Eukaryota; Viridiplantae; Streptophyta; Magnoliopsida; Fagales; Juglandaceae. The transcript has 2 exons. The record is from RefSeq and is a predicted model, not a curated record.
AUGCAACUACCUGUAAUAUCUGAUAUAUCUCCAAAUCCACCUCCUCCCUUCACAAAAUCACAAAUGGAACAGCUACGAACAAUGAUUCUAAACAAUAAUGAGCCAGAUCAUCAUGAAUCUGGUGCCAUCCCCGUGGGACCUGGAGGCAUUUCUGCUGGCGCUGGUGAUCGGGAAGGAGAAGAUGGAGCUGAUGAUGGUGAUUCAGGCGCAGAGGGUGAAGAUGGUGCGUUAGAUGUUGGGCUCUCUGAGCUUGUUGGGCUUGGGGGAGGGGAAGCCUGCGGGGAAGGCAUUGAAGCAGUACUUGGUGAUGGGGCUGGGGACGAGGUUGGAGGAGGAGUUGCAGCGCUUGGUGGCAUGGUUGGGGGAGGGGAAGCCUGCGGGGAAGGCAUUGAAGCAGUACUUGGUGCUGGGGCUAGGGGCGAGGUUGGAGGAGGAGUUGCAGCGCUUGGUGGCGGGGUGGCCAUGGUUGUUGGUGGGGGAGUAGACAUGGUGGUUGGCGGCUGGGAGCUGGAGGGUGGAACUUGA